Scophthalmus maximus (turbot) is the source of this 1232-nucleotide messenger RNA. Its product is annotated as histone H2B-like. The transcript has a single exon. Lineage: Eukaryota; Metazoa; Chordata; Actinopteri; Pleuronectiformes; Scophthalmidae. The coding region runs from base 23 to 397 and encodes 124 amino acids. Gene Ontology annotation, molecular function: structural constituent of chromatin; protein heterodimerization activity; DNA binding. Gene Ontology annotation, cellular component: nucleosome. The record is from RefSeq and is a predicted model, not a curated record.
UCUACCGAGACUUGUAGAAACGAUGCCUGAGCAAUUGAAGUCUGCGCCCAAGAAGGGCUCCAAGAAGGCGGUGGCCAAGACCGCCGGCAAGGGCGGCAAGAAGAGGAGAAAGUCCCGCAAGGAGAGCUACGCCAUCUACGUGUACAAGGUGCUGAAGCAGGUGCACCCCGACACCGGCAUCUCCUCCAAGGCCAUGGGCAUCAUGAACUCGUUCGUGAGCGACAUCUUCGAGCGCAUCGCCGGCGAGGCCUCCCGCCUGGCGCACUACAACAAGCGCUCCACCAUCACCUCCAGGGAGAUCCAGACCGCCGUGCGCCUGCUGCUGCCCGGCGAGCUGGCCAAACACGCCGUGUCCGAGGGCACCAAGGCCGUGACCAAGUACACCAGCUCCAAGUAAACUGCUCCGGAGACUCCAACAGACCAACGGCUCUUUUAAGAGCCACACACUCGAUCUACAGACCAACGUCCUUUAUAAAUAUGUUUCAUAUCACGUAUGAAGUCAUCGGUCCAUUAAACUACAGGAGCAGUCUGCUGCCCCCUAGCGACCAACAACAAACUAUAAACGGUCUGAUGUUCGAUCUUCACAUGCGAAGUAAAGUCAGUUGUCGAUCUACUGCCUGUGAUGACUGAAACAUUCACCCUUAAAGAUUAGUGGUGAUUAAUAUAUUAUAGAUAAUUAAGUUGUACUCUCUAUGCAGAAGGGUUGGGAUUAUAUAACUAAACAACUUGUUGAAUAUGUAAAUUGAAUUAAUCAAAGGUCAUGGUUUUUGUUUCAUUUAUUUUUUAAUCCUCUUGCAACGGUACGAUCAUUUUGCUUCAUUAAUAUUUAUUGUUUUUAUUUUCUGUUUUAAUUGUAUUUACAUACUCAAAAUAAUCAUGUUAACCAACCAAUCAAUCAAGUGGACCCACAUUUUGAUAAUGAAGUUGCUAAAAUAAUAUUUUCGUCAGGUGCCUGUUUUCCUGACGUAAACAUGUGGACACACAAUGACACCAGAAUCAGAACUCGUCAACUUUACUCAGGUUCUGAUCAUCAGAACACAAUGUCAGGGCUUUUCAUCUCAUUGCUUUAAUUUCUUUAUUGUUUAUCAAUUCAAUUCAGUUUUAUUCAUCUUGUGCCAAAUCACAAUAUACAUCGGUUCAAGACACUUUACAUAGUGAUUAUUAGUGUGAACUUAUUUAUUGUAAACCCUGUUUUUAAAGGUGCAAGUGAAUAAAACUAAUCCAAUAAUUAU